Messenger RNA from Hemibagrus wyckioides, 5056 nucleotides. It is a transcript of the gene pth3r, whose product is annotated as parathyroid hormone 3 receptor. NCBI's taxonomy places the organism in Eukaryota, Metazoa, Chordata, Actinopteri, Siluriformes, Bagridae. Gene Ontology annotation, cellular component: plasma membrane. Gene Ontology annotation, biological process: cell surface receptor signaling pathway; adenylate cyclase-modulating G protein-coupled receptor signaling pathway. The record is from RefSeq and is a predicted model, not a curated record. Gene Ontology annotation, molecular function: G protein-coupled peptide receptor activity; parathyroid hormone receptor activity; peptide hormone binding. The transcript has 14 exons. Bases 363 to 1985 code for a protein of 540 amino acids.
GCUGUGAAGCAGGAGACCAGUAGUGACAUGACCGUCAUUCCUCUGUAUUGUGAGAGCACAACAGAGAACUCGAGACUUGAGCAGAACCAUCCGUGAGAUUCGGUCCGUUCUGCACGUGGACGCCUCAAAGAUCUGGCCAUGGCUUCAUGAUGGACAUCUGAGUACCUGGAGUACACCUCACCAUCCUCCACAAGGAAAUGAGCUUCAGAUGGAGAACUAGUCAAGGCUGAAGAACUGUGAAGCUUGGAGCUGAUGGAGCUUUUUACAGCAUUUGUGCUCUUCAGCGUGUUAACUGUGGCAAAGGCGCUGAUCUCAAUCCAAUGGAGCAUCUGUGGGAUGUGCUGGACAAACAAGUUUGAUCCAUGGAGGCCCCACCUCACAACUUACAGGAGAUCGACUCUGACGACGUCAUUACGCGCGAUGAGCAAAUCUUCCUUCUGAUUCGUGCAAGGACAAGGUGUGAGAGAAGCAUCCGAACCCAGCUGAGCACAGUACGAGAAGGUCACUGCAUGCCACAGUGGGAUGGAAUCACCUGCUGGCCGAAAGGGAAGCGCAAUCAGCUUGUAGCUGUGCCUUGCCCCGAAUAUGUUUAUGAUUUCGACCACAGAGGUCAUGCAUAUCGUAACUGUGAUGCUCUGGGAAACUGGGAGCAGGUUCCCACCAUCAACCGCACCUGGGCUGAUUACACUGAGUGCACAACAAAGCUGCAGUCUAACCAUGGCAGGCAAGAGGAGGAGGUGUUCAGGCGGCUUCACGUGAUGUACACUACAGGUUACUCCAUCUCUCUAACCUCGUUACUGGUGGCCGUCUUCAUCCUCUGCUACUUCAAACGUUUACACUGCACCCGUAACUACAUCCACACCCACCUGUUCACCUCCUUCAUAUGCCGAGCAGUCAGCAUCUUCGUGAAGGAUGCUGUGCUCUACUCAGAGGAUGACACUGAAGCAGAGUAUGGAGAAGUGGGAAACCAGGCUCAGAUGGUGGGCUGUAAAGUGGCUGUGACCUUUUUCCAUUAUUUCCUGGCUACCAAUCACUACUGGAUCCUUGUGGAGGGCCUGUACCUGCAUAGUCUCAUCUUCAUGGCUUUCUUGUCUGAUAAAAAUUACCUGUGGGCUCUGACCAUCAUCGGUUGGGGUGUUCCCGCUGUGUUUGUCUCAAUUUGGGUCAGUGUUCGAGCUUCACUGGCUGAUACACAAUGUUGGGAUAUCAGUGCAGGAAAUGUGAAAUGGAUUUUUCAAGUUCCAAUCCUCGCAGCCAUUGCGGUCAACUUCUUUCUUUUCCUCAACAUCAUCAGGGUUUUGGCUUCGAAGCUGUGGGAGACUAACACAGGGAAACUGGAUCCGAGGCAGCAGUACAGGAAACUGCUGAAGUCGACGCUUGUGCUGAUGCCGCUCUUCGGGGUACACUACAUGGUGUUUAUGGGUCUUCCUUAUACGGAGGUUACUGGGCUGCUUUGGCAGAUCCAGAUGCACUACGAGAUAUUCUUCAAUUCAUUACAGGGCUUUUUUGUGGCCUUCAUCUACUGUUUCUGUAAUGGAGAGGUGCAGGCAGAAGUGAAAAAGGCAUGGCUAAGACGUAGCCUUGCUCUGGACAUCAAGCAAAAAGCACGUGUAGUCAGCAGCACUGGGGGCGGGAGCUGUUACUACGGUGGCAUGACAUCACAUACCACCACCCAGAGCAUCUGCCUUGGUGCUCAGGGGCCAAUCCUGACUCGGAGUAUGGCCUUAGGUGUCAAAGGGCAAUCGCCUGUUGCUAACUUGCCAGGAUACAUACCCAGUGAGACUGCAGAAACCACGUUACCCAUAGUUCAGCAAUCCGAGCUGCGAAGGGCCGACGUCAUGGGGACACUGUAUGAUCAGAAUGGACAAAACACUGUAGAACCCCGAGUAGUGGAGGAGGAAUUAGAGAAAGAUCCAUCGCUAUACUUCAUAGCUGAAGAUCAUUCCAGCUCGAAAUCACUGAAAGAUCUGGAAACAAUUCUAUGAAAAACUGAGUGCCACCUUCUUGUAAUACUUCUGUGUUGUUAUUGGUUCUUCCUGUCUUUCUUGUGACCGAUUAUGUUUGUUCACCAUGUGUAUAUCGUAUUUUUUAUUUUUAGUUUUAAUCAAAACUACUGACAUGACAAGCAUCUAUAUAAUUAUAGAUAUUUAUUUGCAGAUUAGUCUAUCCUACUGCAUUGAAAAUAAGAAACUGGGAUAGGCUUUGUUGUGAUUUAGCAACUCUAAAACUAGAUAGGGUAGACUUGUGAAAACAUUCCAAACAUUUACAUGUCUGUGUAAAUACUGUGCCUUUAUUUAUCCACCCCCAUGAACACCACCCCAAAAUAUCUUGGAGUGAAAAUGAAAUGGAAUUAAUUGGCAUUUACACAUUGUUUUACAGAAUAUUUCUAGCAUCUGAAGGUGUAAAAUAAGUUUUUAUUGUAACAAAAAGGCUAAUUAAACAAAUAUGCAGAAACAAAAAUACAACCUUAAGUGUUCUUAAAUAUGUGUCUAGGUUUGGAUCCUGUUUUCUGGAUCCUAUUUUCUGUCAAAGUGGAUGCAGACCUUUGGCGAAUAAUAAUGUUUAAAGUCUUGCCUCAGAUUCUCAACAGGUUUGAGAACUGGGACAUUUAAACACAUUCAGGAUCUUUUGAACCACUCUAGUGUACCUUUAACAGUAUGCUUAGAGAUAUUGUUCUGUUGGAAACUGACGUUUUGCCCCUGUCUUGUAUCUUGCAGACUGGAUUAGGUUUUCUUCUGAGAAAAGGUCUGAGAUUUCCAGCACUGAGAUUUACUAACUCUGUAGACACAUGCUGAAAAUCAAAGGCAGCUUUAAAAGGACACACACACACACAUACACACACACACACACACACACAUAUACACACACACGCACACACACACUACUCUUACCCCCAUAAAUCUUGAAUUUCCCCUCUCUGAGCAGACACUGCUGGGAAUAAGAGAAAAUCUAGCCUGGUCUCAAGAAUACAGGAAAUGGGCAGUGUGGAGUUCCACACUCUGCAAAUGGAGAGAGAGAUGACUAGAAGGUGACAAAAUGAUGUCUCUCCAUAUGUGCAGUUUCAAUGUUUAAAGAGUUAGAGAUUUAGGGUUUUUGUUCACAGAAGAUGUAUGUGUCGGCCUCUUUGUUCCACCACACAGCGGAGCUUCAGGACCUCAUGAUGUUCUAUAUUAAAUACAGUAUGUGUUAUUAUAAGGGGUAUAUACAGCUCUGGAAGAGAUUUAAGAGACCACUGCAAAAGUAUAGGUUUCUCUGGAUUUACUAUGUCUAGGUCUGUGAUUGAGUAAAGUUAACAUUUUUGUGGUAUUCUAUAAGCUACUGAUAACAUUUCUUAGACUUUCCGAAUACAAAUAUAGUCAUUUACAAAAUUAAUUUGCAGAAAAUGACAAUUGGACAAAAUAACAAAGAUGCAGUGUUUUUUAAGAAAAGAAGUUCAUAUUCAUUUUUGUUUUUCAGAAAACAUUUUUCUAAUGUUUGCUUGCAACUGUCCAUCUUCUUCUUUCUCACAUUUAAGAAGUUUUCAGUGGAGUUCAGGUCUAGGGAUUGGACUGGCCAAUACCAGGUCCAGGACCUGGUCCUCUGUCCAUACCUUGAUUGACCUGGCUGUGUGGCAUGUAACAUGGUCUUUCUGUAAAAAACAAUCCUCAGAGUUGGGGAAUAUUGUUAGAGCAGAAGUAAGAUUUCUACCAGGACAACCAAAUUCAUUUGUCAUUCACAAAGAAAUCUGCCUGAUUCCUAUUUUGCUGAUGCACCCCCAGGUCAUCACAGAUCCUCCACCAAAAUUUACAGUGGUUGGAAGAACCUGUAGCUUGAAGGGUUUUCCAGGUUUCUCUCUAACUAGGUGAUAAGCAAAGCUCAUAAUUAGACUCCAAAUUGGAUUCCAGUCUUUGUGGUCUUUUGAAAACCUUAGUCUGAAUCUUUCCUUCUUAAUCUUUGAAGGGCUUUUUUUUUUUUUUUUUUAAAUCUAGCUUUGCACAACUUCAGUUCUGCCCCUAGGGGCCUGAUUUGAACUGUUCUUGCCAUGCACUUCACCCCAGGCUGCUGUUUGCCAUUGUUUUUUUUUUAGGUGCCUUGAUGCCAUCCAUUGAUUGUUGAGGGACAUUUGAACUAGUUGGCAGUCAGUGAAGGGUCAAUCUGUUCAGUGGAGUUUUCCUCCUCUGCCGGUCUGUAGCUUUGUUGUCCUCAAUGUUUGCUGCUUGACCUUGUUCUUAUGAUCCAUCAUCUUUGAUAUUUUAGGGAUGGAAACAACCUGACAGUCACUGUAUCCUGCUGCUCAUAAAGCCAGAAUUGAAACCAUCCCUUUCACACUCAAAACUUCUCUUUUCAGCACUUUUACAAAAAAUGAAUAACAAUUGUUAUUGUUUUUGAUUCCAGUUACUUUUGAAUAACUACUAGCACUGUUUGUGCCAUAUAGUUUGUCCUACUGUAAGUGGACAGCCAUGACAAUAGCAGUAUUUAAUUUAAUUUAAAAAAAAAAAAUUUUUAUUAAAUAAGAUUUGGUUGAUCUAAUCAAUAUCUCUGUCGAGAUACACAUGCUACUCCUGACUGGUUUUGCUCUUCAGACCAGUCUGAUUGACAGGUUGUAGUCUCAUCAUGAAGAUAUGUGGGACUGCUGUGGAAAGAACCAAUUGGAGACCUUGGCAGUGGCUUUAAUGGCUUCAGCGAAAAGGAAUUUAUGUUAAAUGUGUAAUGAAUUCAGAAAUGCUUAUACACAAAAUUAGCUCCAAAGUUCCUGGUUGAACAAUUUCAUUUGACUACUUUAAACUAUUUGAAAUACAAAAAAAGUGUAUUCGUUUCAAUAACACACCAGAUAAAACAUUUUCCCCUUUACGCACCCUAUUCCUUUUUUUUGGAAUCCCUCCUGCCCACUACAAAUAACAUCCCAACAUUCUCUUCAACGUCCUGGAUAAAUAUUUGCCUCACUCUGCUAACAGCUUAACAGGGUUUCUUUUUAUUCAUUUGCUUGUCUUUCUCCUUGUUUCAAUAUUGUUCCAUCCACAAAAUCAGACUGAACUUUAAAUUUUUUUUAAAUGCAAAUAAUAGAUUUCUAACAAAA